Messenger RNA from Bombyx mori (domestic silkworm), 2166 nucleotides. RefSeq names its product angiotensin-converting enzyme-like. The transcript has 13 exons. Gene Ontology annotation, biological process: proteolysis. The record is from RefSeq and is a predicted model, not a curated record. Gene Ontology annotation, cellular component: plasma membrane. Gene Ontology annotation, molecular function: peptidyl-dipeptidase activity; metallopeptidase activity. Bases 113 to 2107 code for a protein of 664 amino acids. NCBI's taxonomy places the organism in Eukaryota, Metazoa, Arthropoda, Insecta, Lepidoptera, Bombycidae.
AUAAUUAAAGAUUUUUAAAUACUAAAACAUUGUUCCAGUCGUUUCGUAGCUUUUGCGUUGAAAAGUAUUUUAAAACUGAAGUGGAUUUGUGUUUAGUUUAUAUAUAUAUAAAAUGCCUUGCGGAUAUUUCAGUGAGACCACCAAAAAGGUUUUGUUUAUGAUAAUGAAGAUUAUCGGGGAGCUCGCCCUUCUGGGUGCUAUCGCGUCAGUCUUCCUGGUAGCAGCCCAGGGUCGGGCAGCAGAAAGAGCUGCAGAGGAAUCCGCUGGGCGAGAUUACGUGAGGACUUUGGACGAACAGACUUCUCGGCUCAGGAACAAGAAAACGAUUGCCUCUUGGGACUAUGAGACGAAUUUGACAGUCCAUAACGAACAGAAAUUGUUACAAGUAUCCUUAGAGGUGGCAAGCGAAACGAAGGAAUACUGGAAGGAAACCAUGAGCUACCUCUGGCACGAGUUCGAAGACCCGGACCUGAAGAGGAUGUUCAAGAAAUACACGGAGCUGGGCACAUCAGCUCUACCCGAGGAUUUGAAUCAGAGAUUGAUCGUGGCCAUCAAUAGCAUGCAGUCAACUUACGCUAAGGCAACGAUCUGUGAUUAUAAUAAUCGGACUAAAUGUGAUUUGCAUGUUGAACCUGAAAUCACAAACAUUUUUGCGACAAGCAGCGACGCUGAAGAACUCAAGUACACAUGGCUUGAAUGGCAUAAGGCAGCGGGUGCUCCAUCGAAGAGUAACUUCACCGAGUACGUUCAAAUGGAGAACGAGGCUGCCAAAUUAAAUGGUUACGACACUGUGGCCGAAUGGUGGCUUAGUGAAUAUGAAGCUACAGACAGCGAGGACCAGUUCGCAGCGCUCUGGGCGCAAAUCAAACCGCUCUAUGAACAGAUUCAUGCGUACGUCAGAGGGCAUCUUCGUGUGAAGUAUGGAGAAGAAGUCGUGCCGAAGAAAGGACCCAUUCCAGCUCAUUUGUUAGGUAACAUUUGGGCCCAAACUUGGGGUAACGUUGAAAAAUUCACAAGGCCGUAUCCGGAUAAGACCGAUAUUGAUGUAACUGCCGCGCUCAUUGCACAGAAUUACACAGCCCUUAAGAUGUUUAAGACAGCAGAGGAGUUUUUUACGUCAUUGGAUUUAUCCCCAAUGCCAGAGUUGUUCUGGGAAAGAUCCAUCUUAGAGAAACCAACUGAUGGAAGAGAAAUGGUCUGCCAUGCUUCUGCUUGGGACUUUUUCGACGGUGAAGAUUUCAGAAUCCGUCAAUGCACAACCAUCACGGACGCGUUCUUCAAGACGACCCACCACGAAAUGGGUCACAUACAAUACUACUUGCAGUACAAGGAUCAGCCGGUGAUCUACAGGGCUGGAGCUAAUCCAGGUUUUCACGAAGCAGUUGGUGACGUCAUCGCACUGUCGGUGGCAACGCCGAAACAUUUACGGGUGAUGGGGCUUCUCGAGGAUGGACCAGAAGAUUUGGAAUCUAACAUUAAUCAGCUUUACAAAAUGGGUCUGGACAAGAUAGUUUUCUUACCAUUCGGCUAUCUCCUCGAUCUCUUCCGUUAUGGCGUCUUCCGAGGAACUACCACAGUUGACGACUACAAUUGUCACUUCUGGCAACUAAGAGAGUCCUUGCAGGGCGUGGAACCUCCGGCGCCACGAAGCGAAGCGGACUUUGAUCCUGCUGCAAAGUACCAUAUAGCUGCAGAUGUGGAAUACAUGAGAUACUAUAUCUCUUACAUUAUCCAGUUUCAAUUCCAUCGUUCGUUAUGCCAGCUUGCCGGGGAGUACGCGGUUGGCGACUCCAGCAGGCUGCUCUCAAACUGCGAUAUUUACAACAGCACGGCGGCAGGAAACGCUCUCGGCAAAAUGCUGCAAUUGGGUUCUUCGAAGCCGUGGCCCGACGCGAUGGAAGCGAUAACUGGACAAAGGUUCAUGGAUGCCAGCGGCGUCCUGGAGUACUUCCAGCCUCUAUACGAUUGGCUCAAGGCCGAGAACGAACGAAAUGGAGAAUUUGUCGGUUGGGAGCCUAGUACCGUCCAAUUUUGUACUCCAAACCAAAGAGCAGCGAUGGAAGCGACCGGCUUUAACAAGAGAUUGAAGAAAUAUGCAGCUCUAUAGAUAUUUGAAUAAAAUACAUAAUCGUUAAAUUUAAUAAAUAGUCUUAUUACGUUACGUUA